This is a messenger RNA of Paramecium pentaurelia, 1647 nucleotides long. NCBI's taxonomy places the organism in Eukaryota, Ciliophora, Oligohymenophorea, Peniculida, Parameciidae. The record is from the annotation of a GenBank genome assembly.
AUGCAAAACCAAGAAAAUAUACAAAACCCAGAAACUAAACAAAACCAAGCAAAUCCAGAUACUAUUAAACAACCACACUUUAAUUAAGAAUGUCCUUAUAAUUCAGUUUAACUUCAUACUAUUACAUUCAAUAAUGUAUGGGAUUACUUAGUGCAUUUAUAGAAAUGUCAUCUAUUAAAUUAGAGAUCUGAAAUUAGAUAAUCUUCUUAAUAUUACAUGUGUCAUCGUUGUCUAAAAGUUUUUGAGGAAUUCUAAUAAUUAUUAGAUCAUAAAGAUACAGAACAUAAAAUGAAUUUUGAAUAGUUAUUUGAUAAUAAGCCAGAAUAAUGGAUACAUUUAUCAAAGAAGGGAAGAUGGGAAAUUAUAAAACUUAUUGAAAAUUACAAAGAUAAUUAUCUAAAUAAAAAGGAUACUAAACCUGAUAAUAUAUUUCCUUCAUAUUAAACAGAUCCACGUUUAAAUACUCCUAGAGACACAAUAGCAAAAAUUAGGAAUUUACAUAUAGAGAAAAAGGAGAAAUUGUAAUUGUAUUUAUUACAAUCCAAAAUUUUAGAAUCUGCUUAUCAUAAAUUAUUUAAUCAUUAUAAAGAUCUAUCUAUGAUCAAUAAAGAAUAUCCUUAUAAAUUAACUAAAGAUUCAUUUCAUUAAUUAAUGAUUAAACACAAUAUUAAAUUGAGUAAUCAAUUAUUUGAUUAAACAAAAGUUUGUGAAUUUAUGGAAACUGCUUUAACUAAUUAAGAAGAUCAUAUUAUGUAUAUGAAUAGAAGAACUAUUAAUAAGUAUUUUUAUCUUUGGAUUUUGAUUCAUGAAGAUGUUAAUCCAUUUUAAGGUGUUCAAUUUUAAGAACCAUGGGUAAUUCUAGCAAUCCCAACUUCAUCUGAACAAUUAUUGAAUAUAUCUAUUAAAAAACCUAAAGAUAAUAUAUAAUUAUUAGAAUUCUAAAAGUAAUUGAAUGAAUAAUUGGAGAUUGCAAAAUAAAUAGAAUAAGAGAAGUAUAAAUUUGAUUAAAAGAAAAUUGAAGAAAGUAAAGUAUUUGAAUAAAAGAUAUAAAAAUUAGAAAACUUAGAAACAUAAUUAAGAAUUCAAAUGACUACAUAAAAUAAGUAUUUAAAUGAUUUUGAAUCAGUGAAAUAAUAAUUAAAAGAAUAAUCUAUAAUAGAUCUUUAAGAUCGUAGUAAUAAACUUGACCAUUAUUAUUAAGUUUAAAGAACUAAAAUAUAAAAUGAUAUGACUAAUCAAUCAGAAUUAUUUAAAUUAGCUGAUGCUUUUGCAAAAGAGAAAUAAAAAUUAUUAUAAAGAGUUGAAAUAUAUGCUGAGAAAAGAAACAAAAUUCAUUAUGAAACUUAAGAUUUAAAGGAAUAAAUCACUAAUUUAGGUGAAAAAUUAAGAUAAGAUGAAUAAGAAAGAUUAAAAAAUAAAACUAGAAGAAGAUAAAGAAUUAUAUAGGAAUUAUGUAUAAAAUGUUAAAAAAAUACAAGAGAAGUUAUUCAUUUUCCUUGUUAACAUUUUCUAUUUUGCAUUUAAUGUAUAAUUUAAGGUAUGGUUGAAAAAAGAUAAUAAUGUCCUUUAGUAGCAAUUGGAUAAUGUAGAGAUUAGAGAUAUUUAGAUAAGAAAUUUAAGACUGUCAAAUUCAGUAAAAAUGAUUGA